Molecule: messenger RNA, 1895 nt
Organism: Etheostoma cragini (Arkansas darter)
Lineage: Eukaryota; Metazoa; Chordata; Actinopteri; Perciformes; Percidae
Gene: nfe2
Product: nuclear factor, erythroid 2
Exons: 3
Coding region: 386-1843 (485 amino acids)
Biological process (GO): regulation of transcription by RNA polymerase II
Cellular component (GO): nucleus
Molecular function (GO): DNA-binding transcription factor activity, RNA polymerase II-specific; RNA polymerase II cis-regulatory region sequence-specific DNA binding
Source: RefSeq, a predicted model, not a curated record
AGCUACAGGCCUACACCACAUUUUCCAAAGCGGACACUGGCCCCAGUGUGUCUUGUAGAGAGCACUGUUUUCCCGCAGAUUGUCUUAUCAGGGGUCGGCAUAGCUGCACCCGGGACAGCUGUUGGGAGGAGUCAACUCAACUGAACCCUUCAUGUGCUCCAAAAGAACCCAUACAACACCCAAACAGUCACUUAUUUAGCACCGCCAGGUCUACAGAUAUGUAAUGUGCUGUAUGACUUAGAAAUGUGUUUAAAAGCAUGGUGUGACGUACGGUUUUGUAUUUCAUCUCCCUGAUGUGUCAAAGUUUAUAGAGGCUGGGUAGGUGACAAUAACUUGCUGCUCUGUCAUUACCAGGUUAAUCUUUUGCAGCAAGAGUAUCUCCUGAAUGUGUUCAACAGCCAAUUAUGUUCUCCCUCUGAGGAGAACCUGUGAGGUAUUAGCCACUCCAGGCAGGCUGGUUGGUGGAGUGUCCAUGUCAACUAAUUUCCCUGGAGUCAGAUCUUAUGGAGCUCCUCAGGACACAGAGAUGGAUAUGGCAUGGCAGGAGCUGAUGGCCAUCACAGAGCUGCAGGAGUUUCAAGUACCCACUGAAGGCUCCUAUGAAACAACACAGUACCAAAUCAUGGAGCCCAUGGUACCUAUGGGAGGUAAUGGGAUGGCUCAGUCCCAUUCUGAGCCUCCUCCUGCUGCUUGUGAGCUUGGCACCAAUGACACUUACGAUGGAUGUUACUCUGAAGUGCCAGUCUCACAUCGCCUAGGCAGCAACGCAGAGGCAGCGUAUGGACAAGCUCAGCUCAAUCAAAGAAUGCUCCCCAUCUCUUCUCACACACAGCCAUCACACAUGGCUUUUAGGGAACAGAUGAGCAUGUCGGGUACCAGUCAAGGGCACAGGAGGGCCAACGCUUUUCUCUCUCAGGACAUACAUCGGCACAUGCUGUGGACUACACAUGGACAAAGUUCCCAGGCUCGCUCAGCCGAUGAACUAGAGUCAGACUCUGGUCUGUCUCUAGGUUCUAGUCCACCUCUGACCUCCCCAGAUAAUCCUGUUGGUGGUGCACCAGGUUGCCAGAGUGUAGACAUUGGCAUGCCAUAUUGUGAUAGUGAACCAGACAGCAUGACUCAGCAUACCAGAAGACCACACACCCAUUACUCAGUGGACUACCAAAGUCAAUCUUCCUUGUAUUUACACUCAGGUACACAGGCUUAUUUUUCACCCCAACCCAUUUUAUCACAAUCACAACCCAAUGCUCUGACUCCCCGGGCAGUGAAACAGAGUCAGACCUCUGCUCUGAGCAACCUGUUCAAUGACUCUGGGGUGUCCAGCAGGGGGGGCUCACAUAACAUGUAUAUCAAACCACAAGCAAGUAUCUCCAGUCCAGGUCCACUGAGCAGAGAUGAGAGGCGGGCUAUGUCUUUGAAAAUUCCCUUCCCCACAGAGAAGAUUAUCAAUCUACCUGUGGAUGACUUCAAUGAACUUGUGACACAGUAUACUCUGACAGAUAAUCAACUAGCACUGGUGAGGGACAUUAGACGGAGAGGGAAGAACAAAGUCGCAGCUCAGAACUGCAGGAAACGGAAGCUUGAGAGCAUAGUUCACCUUGAAAGAGAACUGAACGAGCUGCAAGCCCAAAGAGAGCACCUGGCACAGGAAAGGCUUGAGUUCCAACGCAGCCUGGGUUUUAUUAAGUGUCGCCUUACAGGUCUCUAUUCAGAAGUAUUUUCUCACUUAAGAGAUGAAGAUGGACAGCCAUACUCAAUAGAUGAAUACGCCCUACAACAGACACCCGAUGGUAAAAUUUAUUUAGUACCUCACACAACUAUGCAAAAGAGAGAGCAAUGCUAAAUGUGGGGAUAGUUUUGUUUCAAUAUCCUGACAGAAGGUAUACUGCCUUGAU